UGUCUAAAUCAUGCUGAUUUUUUUCGCCCUUCUAGCUUUGCCUUUCUUCUGUGCUACACUGGCUUCCUCCAGAAGAAGCAAACUAGGCUCCAAAAUUUAAUUUGACUUUAUCAUGUUGAAACAAGAAUCUGUACUUGCAGCUGAAUUACAAGCAAGUCUCUGCAACCAUGUUCUUUUUUCAUACUCUAUCUUGUGCAAAUAGUUUGCACAUUUGUUGCACGUGUAAUCUGUAUUUUGAAAUCACAACUGCAGUGGGAUUUACUAUAAAUCUGAUGUCAGUGGUAAGUAUUGUGUUUACCCAUUAGUAUAUCAAAAAUUCCUUAGACAAAUUGGUUUCUCUACUGUUGAGAAGAAAAUAGCUUUAUGUAAGAGUCCAAACAAGAAAUUCCUAGUGCAGAAUGUGGUCAAUUUAUGCAAAGAGGCAUGGCAACUGCACACAAAAAUCAUUCCGAAAUUGUUGAGCUUCCAUGCAUUUGAAUACUCUUUAAUCAGGAACUGACGGUAUUUUGCUUUCUUCUGGAAUUUUUAUUUCAGAACAUAUCGACAUAUACAUUAUCAUAAUCAUUAGUUAUAAUCUCAUUUCUUGUGCUGUCAGUAUGAUUACAUUAUUUUUCUCAUCUGCUUUCAUUAGGUUGAAUUGUCUGUUCAAGCUCUAAUUUUAUAUUAAAAUAUUUUCAGAAAUGAGAGAGGGAACACAUUUUUACCAUUGAACCCAAUUAUUAAAACUGUAAACAUGAAACUUUAUUUGAAAAGAGGUAGAGGUCAAUGUACUUGUUACUUGGCUACUUGUUCAUAUUCCCUACACAAAAGAGCCCAGCAUUUCAUGUUUCUGAUGCUUAUUGGAGGCCAGCAAACACAUGGAAGGCUUGAGACUGGCAACAAUCAUAUGACAGCAUCACCACACAUAAGUAGAUAAUGAGGUUCUUGCUCCUGUUGUUGCCUUAAUACCGUACUGCAUAUAACUGUAAACUCUAUUUCUGUUCUCUUGCUAGUCUGAUUUUAAAAAAAACAUACAACAGGAGUAGUUCCAUUAGAGUCCAGGGAUAGAGCAGCACACAGAAUGAAUUGUAGCUGCUUGGAACAUGUUUAAGGUUUCUCCCUGAAAAUACCAAGACCCAAAACAAAACGUCUUUUAAGAAUGUAGGAAAUUCUACGGGAUUAGAAAGGAAAAAGUAUCCAUAGAUAAGGCAUCUGAUACUGGAGAACACAACAGCUAAUGUGGUACAGUGCAGCUAGUCCAACUAGUAUUUGUAAAAAUACUUUGUGUUCUUACUAACAGCUAUCACUUGAGAAUUUCAAAGUGCUGUACAAAUACAAGUUAAAGAAGGCUUUUGCAACCCUUGAAAGAUCCCCCAAAUAUUUCACUAAACAAUUACACUGUCAUAUUAGUAUGUCACUACGUCAAUUACAGCAGCUCCAGAACUUAGAGCAAAAGGGUGAUUUAGCAGGGGCAUUAACUAAUUCUAUAUAUAACUGAAAUCGUAAGGGGUAGCCUGUGAUAGAUUGUAGUUACAGCUGAACUGGAAUUUAGCAAUGCAGCAGUGACCUUUACCGGAGUGUGCGUCUGUGUCUUGUGCCUGUGAUUCCUUGCCAAAGAGAGGUCUGUUUUAGAAGUGUAUUUAAAGGACUGCCUUAACCAAGUCAUUGCCUUACUGUUGUUUUGUUUUGGGGUUUAAGCAAAGAAAAAAGGAGGUUUUGAUUUUUGUUUUCGUGGAAAAGCUAAAAACCAAACAAAUAAAACCCAUAAGCAAACGAGCUAAUCAAAAAUCUGAAUGAUAUUUUGCCUGAUGGUGACUGCCCUGAAUGGGAUUCUUCUGUGUACGUAUUUCUGAAGGUCCCUUACGUCCAAAGGUUUCUGACUCUGCUGGAUGUUUUUACUGAUUUCUGGUUUCCACUUCUGCCCCUCACCCCCCAAAUUUUGCUUUGAAUUGUGCGAGUGGCAUUGCUUCACAGCUCCUGCAUCAUUUUUCCCUUUGCUUUAGGGAAGAGAAGGGAGAGGUUUGAGCCUCAGUGCUAGGCAGAAGCAGAUGUACUCAGUCUCCUCUGCUGGUCCCGUGCAGCUGCGUGCUGUGAUGCUCUGAGACCCUGCGGGAAGGGCCCCGGAUCGGACGCGUGUGGAAAGGGGGAGGAUGGAGCAAGGCGGGGGAAUAUAUAUCAGUGGAUAGGCUUGUAACCCUGACUUGUGAUUGCUCACAAUGCUGGGAUUUGCAAACAUGCAAAAGGUCUUGCCAACAUCUUUUUUUUUUUUUUUUCUUUUCCCCUCUGCUUUAUUAACUCUUCUUCCCCUGGAAAAAAAAAUCAUUAGUAAAAGAAAAAUGGACUUCAAUACUAGGCAGACAGAAGGACUGGGAUGCUAACUUGACUGAUGUUUUCUUUAGGGAAAAAUGACAAAUCACAGCUCUUAGGAAGUGUUCCUUGCUUUUUAUUUUUUUCACUUGAGUUUCUCUAUCUGAGCCUGAAGAUUUUGUUGCAGAAAGCAUUCUGCCUCACCACAGAGCUAUUGCUGCCAUAGUUACUGAAAACUGCAUUAUGCUGUAGGAGCCGCCAGCCUCUGCAUCAGCAGUAGAAGUGUUUGGGGAAGAGGGGAGGAGAAUUGCACAAUAGGAUCCCGGAGAGCUGACGACAAAACAGGCUGGAAAAAAUGUGGAUUUACAGAUGGUUCAUUUAGCAUGCGUCAUGCAAACUUUGUGGAGAGAAAAAUGAGAUGGAAAAACAAUCCAGCAAUAUUGCAUUUCUAACAGCAGAGAGAUAGAUGCUGUGCAUGAAGAGUACCAGCAGAAACUGAGAGACCAGGAAGCUUUCCACAGAAAACAAAUUCAACGGCAGCAACUCUAUGUUGAGGAUUUAAAGCAGCAGAUCCUCAGAGGACAGAUCAAAGCAGAGCGGGAACUAGAAAAUGACCAAGCACUCAUCAACCAGCAGAUCCAAGAAAACCAGCAGUGGCUUAUAAAUGAGAAUAACCGACUAGCUGCCCUUCAGCAACAACAGAGGGAGUUUGCAGUGCAAACAGAAUCUGCACUGUAUGCAGAGGCUGAGGUGCAGAGUAGCAUUGGGCAGGAAAUCUGCCCUUCCCUGCUACAGCAGAACAAGAAGAGACUGGUGCAGCUGGAGCUCUUGCGAAGGUACUCCUUAAAAAAGGCAGAAAGAAACAUCAGACGGAAAAAGGUCAAAUUCCAGCUGGAAAGGAUAGUCAAGAAGCAGAAAUUAUUGGAAGCCAAACAAAAUCUAGAGCAGCUGGAAGCUAGCUGCUGGCUCAGUGAAGUGUGUGUGAAACAACCCCGAGUCCUAAACCAAAAUAUUGCAGUACAGGCGUCUCGGGAUCACCCAUUACAAAAGAGGAGGAGGUCAUUGGGUUCAAGUUCCUUGCAACACAGGCAGCAUUCAUUCUGUAACUUCCAUCUGCCCCAGGUACCCAGCUGUUUGUUGAAGGGGGAGACUAUCUCACAGUUAUCUACCUCACCAAAUACCGAUCAAUGCUGUGAAGGCAAUGCAUCUGAGAAGUUGUCAUCUGUAGGAUAUCCUUUCAGAAAAGUUAAAGAUGUUUCCAGGGAUGAUGACCUUAAUGAUGAAAAAGGUAUCUCCUUUUUAGUACAGAAGCAGCUAACUGAAAAACAAAAAGGAUCCUCAUUUAGAAGUAAAAAAAGAGCAGAAAGGGACUCUAAUGAUUCAGCUAUCAUGCCUCAUACCAAUAAAAAUUAUCAAAAAAUUGAAAAGCUGGAUGAUAGCACAGGGCAAGCUGGAUGUCAAAAACAGACUUCUAAGGGCUCUUCUCCUGAUCAUUUUAAGGAGAAAGAUGAGCCUCAAACCUUCAUUACAGGGACAAGAAUGACAAAAGCAAAGGUGCCAGGAGAUUUGAGUCAGCCUGCAAAUAGCUAUCUAGAACAAAACAGAGCUCAGGUAUCCAAUAAAAAGACUAGAAUGGAUAUCAAUGGGAAGCACCAUAGUUCUUCUCCAGAAAAUUUUGCUAAAGAAAUGAAGAAAGAAGUAGUAUAUGGAAACCUGCCAUCAGCACAUCUAAACCAAACAGCCAAGAAUCUGAAGAGAGAGCCAACCUCAGCCUUUCAUGAGAAGUCAUCAGUGGAACAGCAGGAGUUUCUGAUGGUAGCAACAUCAGUUGGAAAUCUCACUAAGAUGAACACACAGGCACCACUCUCUUACGCUGAAAAAAAAUGGCACAGUGCUGAGCUGUUAAGCGCUGGAGUGUCCAAAACAGCCACAGAUAUGCUGGGGAACUGGCAAGAAGAUGAUGAAAAUGAGAUUUCUGAUACUGACAGUUCCUAUUCUGUAGAUUCACUCUCCUGUGCUUAUGCAAAAGCUUUUGCAGAGAAACUGAAACAAGAAGAUUUCAGCAGAAAUAAAUGUUUUGCCAACCCAGAAGAUUCUGAGAGCGAUGACAGUCAAAUGUCACAAGACUCUCUGGUAGAAAAGGAAAAUAAAGUCAAAAUGCGAAAUAAAAGCCAGUUUCACAAGUUAAAGGCCCCCCAUCAGCCAGCUAGGCUUUACAAAAGCAGAACUGAACACCAUCUUUCAUCUUUGGUGACAUCCUACGCAUCACAUAGGAGACUGGGAAGGGCCGAAAGAAGCUUUUCUCUGGACAGCUUGGGUGAUGGAGAAGAAGUACCAGCAGAAGACCCAGUAGAAGAAUCCAAAUCUGAUUCAUCUGAUGAAGUGCCAGCAGAGAUUUUUUGGAAGUUACAAACUCCAACAUUACCAACUAUACGGACUGAGGAAGACUGUGAGUCCAAGAUCUGCGAUAGAGAUACAGAAGGAACAAAUUACGACCUGAAGCUGAGUAGUUCCUUCUAUUUGGACACUAAAUCACAGCCUGCUUCCAGUAAUGCAUGCAAGCAGUUUCUGAAGGAGGCAACGGUCUCUUUUGUACAACAGGAAAGGUCACUCGAUAGAAGACUGUAUUAUGGUCUUCCUGUGGCUGCUCAGUCUUCCUGUGACUCAAAGGUUGAAAUCGGCAGCCCCAGAAUAACAGUACCUUCUUCCCAUGAAAAUCUGGAAUUUCAAAAUGCUCGUCUCUACUCUUUGAGCAAACCAGAGGGUUGGCUGAAGAAAGAUGACCUAAAACAGUCAGCUGCUGAAUUUUCUUUUGUUUCUGGCUCUAAGCAGAUACACAGCAUUACUCAUUUAUCGCAUAGUAUAAAGGAAAUAAACUCAGCUUUCUCCUCUGACACAUCAGAAAUACCUUUACCUGAAACAACAACAGCUGCAAGCAGAGUUUCUGAGAAUGGAUCAUUAAAUAGGAUUACUGAAGAAUGGACAAAUGCUAAUGAAAAUUCUCCCUUGGAAUCUCAAGACAUAACAUCCUCAUUUGUUAGUUCAGUAGGACCAAGCUCUUCGUUUGUUUGCAUUUCAGCAAAACCUGAUUAUUAUGAACAUUCAAUGUCAAAUCAUCCUGAACAAGAACAACUGAAUGAAUUAUCUACUUACAGGUCUACCACUGAAUGCACACAAACAUUCGGCUGUUUGGAAAGCACCUCCACUGCAGACUGCUUGUCACUGGUACCUGGAAAAGAAGAGGAUUCUCUCCCUACAGUUCAUCCAGAGCUGCCAAAAGAUCACAAUCUGGAAAAAGCACCUUUUAUUUCUGUGUUGCCUGUGCAUGUUUUGGAGCAGAGGAAUGGGUAUGUAGAUUCAGAUUUAGAAGAUGAUUUCUUCAGAAAUAUUGAAAAAGAUGACCUAGAUGAUGACUACAAUAACUUGACAGAAUCAAAGAUAACAGAUUUGAACACUGGAAGUGCAUCUGUCAAUUCACCUGCUGCUGAAUCUUACACAGGACUUGCUUAUAACAUGGCCUCAACACAAAGUUCUGCAGUAAAACAAGUUCAGUUUGGAAACCAUGUGCAGCUUUUUCCGAGAAGGGAAAUACCAACAUGUUGUGAUGAAGGUUUCUUUCUCAGUAACUUAACAAAUCAGAACUGCUCUCUAGGAAGCAUUUAUGGGCUUCAGGUAUUGGCUAGACAAGGAGCAGAAUCAGCUGUUGCACUAGGUCUCCUCAGGUCUGGGGAGAGUAAUUUGGAGACAAUGCAAGAUACAGAUUAUGAACAAAUAUCUGCAGAAGAAAUAACUGUAGACACAGAUUUUUCCUCAAAGAAGGUAACAUAUAAGUGUAACCCUUUAGUUCUUGCUUACAGUGCAAGUUAUGACCAAUCUGCAACACCAGUAGAGUUGUCUCAAAAAGAGAAAAUCUGUAUGGAAACAAGCAUAGAUAGCUUGGCAGAGAUUAUGUCAGAAGCACCUUCAUUAAGGGAUGAAGAAGACUACGAACCAAAGGAUCCAGAGUUGUCUUCAUCGAAUCAUUACGAAUUCAAAAGCAAACCUGUUCCAAAAAAUUACUCCCCUGAAUGUGUGGUAGCAGAUGGUCCUGUAGGCUGCUUAUCCCAACAUAUUUCAGAAAACCCUACAUUGUGCGCUGACAAUAUAAAAGCAGAAAGCAGUGAAAGCAAUUCUCAGGCUGUAGUUCAGAAGGAGUUUGUACCCAAAUACAAAAACCUAAUGGUAAAUGAAGCAAGUUAUCUCACGGUGAAUGUAAACGGGAAGGACACUGAGUCCUUCCCUGCUGCUGUUUGUGAGAGUGUAAAUAAUUUGCUCCCAGAAUCCAAUUCAAGUGUAUUUUACCAAGCUUCACCAAAAGUUAAUCUUUUUCAAAGUGCUUCUGAGACUGAAAACUGUGAUAAAUUAUUGGAGCAUGUCACAAUAGUGAAAGGAGAUUAUGAUGCUACAUCUAAUCAUACUAUGGAAGUCAGUACCACAAAAAGUUGUUCUGACAUAGAUUCCAACUGCCUUUGUACCACAUGUUCUUCAAAAUCAACAGGGGAGAAGAACAGUAUGUAUAAGCUGACUGACAUUUCUGUGGAAUUUGAUGCAACCAUUCCAUUGGAAACAAAAACAAAGAAUAAAUCUUUACUUGAAUUAAGAGAAGAGAAAGAAGCCUGUUUUGAAAGUGAUUGCCUGGAGGAUAUUUUACUUGUUGAAGAUCAUGUAAACUCAGAAUUGGGAAGAGUAUUUGAAUACAACACAAAUAAGUUGGCUACUGUUUCUCAAGAGGAGAGUCUGUAUAUAAAUAAAGAAUACAAGUUUUUAAGAAACCCAGAAACUGAUCCAGAAGCAGCUAUGGUUCCUUAUCAGAAUACAAAAGCCAACACUGAUGAAGAAGAGACAAAGUUGAUGAAUAGUGCAGUCAACUUAGAAAAAAACAUGUUGGAAAUUAAAUCUGGACAGGUAGAAAGUUUACCUGAAUACCCAGUACCCAAAGCCCAAAGUGUAACUGCCGAUAGGAGUGCAGAGAAUUUUACAAGCAUCAAUCUAUCUCAAAAUCCAAAUAAACCUAUUGAUAUUGUAGCUUCUGAAGUUCAAUGUGAGGUUUAUACAAACCUGUGCCUCACACAUGAAGAGGCAGAGAAAGAUGAAUCACAGGUAGGUAGCACUGAUGUGGAACACACUCAGGAAUCAAAAGCACUCAUGUGUUCUGAUAGCUGUCUUAAAACAAAAAGCUUUUGCCCAAAAAAGGAAAGUGAGAAAAUAGAAAUUGCUGUUUAUUCACCGGAGCUUUCUGUUUCUCCCCAAAACACUCCUUCAGCUGUGUGUUCCCACACAACAGAUGUUACACAGGAUACGUUAGGCUUCCUUGAUGACUGUGAAGGGCUUUUACAGAGAAACAGAACAAUAGAAAAUGUGUUUGAUAUGGAGGACGUAGCUGCAACAGUACUAAUCACAGGUAGGCAAGGAAAUAUUUUAGAAAAAAAUGAAAAUGAAAAGCAAGUAGAGUCUAGCAAUUUAACUGAACAUUUUAUACCAAAUUGCUUACCCCAUGAAAACUUUGACCAGGAAAACAAGGUUAGUGGAUGUGAAGUGACUGAGAGCGAAGAACAAAUUAUCAUGACAAACACUGAGGGACCGAUUAUUAUGAAGCAAGAAGACAUAUGUACAGACAAAAAUGUUUUAUUUCCUGAAGAGUUUCCAGCUCUGCAUCAGGUGAAUUGUGAUAGAGAUGAUGAAGAAAUUUUAAAUCAGUAUGAGAUCCCUGAAAGAUACCUUACAGGUUCAGGACUAGAACAGAACAUGCUGUCAGUAGAUGAUUCACAAUACUGUGAUCCUAUUGAAAUGAGUGAAGAUCAUGGCUCAGUGGACUCUGCUACAGAUACAAGAAACACAGUGAUGAAAGAUAUCGAUGUAUAUGAAUGUUCAGUUGAUGAUAGUAUUAAUAUUGACAAAUACACAAUUGGGCAAGAAUCUAAACGUCUCCACGUUAAAGAGGACAGCCACACGUAUAUGAGUUGCUCUGUACAAUAUCCUGAGCAUGGUACUUCAGAAAAAUUGAAUGAAAGUAUCAUUAGAAAACAUGAAAUUUGUGGACUGGAUUCCAUAGGCUCCAGAGUUGUUGAUGAGAAAGUGCAUUUGAUGAAUCUAAAUCAAAUGGACAAAACAGACAGAGAAAGGCAGAUGUUUUUGGAAAACACAGAGGAGGUAGAACUGAUCAUUUUACAAAACCUCAGUGAACUAUUCCCUGAAAAUAAAGACAGUUGCCAUAAUGACAGUAGACUAGAUGAAAUCUUAAGAGAAAGCCAGUGGGUGUCUACCAGCUUUUCUGGAAGCAAUGACGAAACCAGCAAGCAGCAAAAUCCACCAGCAACACUGAAGGCUACCGAAAACAUCCAUGAAGAUUCAGAUAAAGACUCUCUGUGUCAGUCUGUAAAUCAACUUUUCUAUCUUGGAGUAAGUGAUAAUUCCCAUGUUGUUCCAGAUGUUCCCACUGCAUCAGAAGGGCAUACAAAACAGUCUAAUAGCUGUGCUGGAACUGGAGCGGUUCUUCCUUACUAUGAAACACUAGUGGAGAAUGAAGUCUGUGUCAGUACUCCAGGUAAAACAGUCAACAAAGUGGGAGCUGACACAUCUAUUUCUGAUAAGAUUCAAAGUAGAAAUGAAGCUUUCCUGCAAAACAGGACCACACUGGACAGACAGGAGGAAGAACCCUUUGUAUUUAACAAUACACCCAAUUCUGCACCUGGGCAACCCGUCAGUGAGAACAGCCCUUCUGUGCCCUAUUGUGUGGGCGGUGAUGAAUCUGAAACUGUUGCACUUAAGCAAGGAGCAGAAGAAAAUCCAUUUUCCUUGGAAAAAACAGAUUCGUCUGAAGAUAUAAUUCAGGAUAUUAGCAACUCCCAUGAAGAACCCAGUGUGGAUUUAAUGGUUAACAAAAUAUCAAAAGACUGCUUUAAUUCCAUAGAGGAACAAUAUCAAGAGGAAAAGGAUACCAUCAUGCCUGAUUCACUGCACUUAGAUAAUUCAAACCUGCUUUCUUCUUCAGAGAAAGAAGCGAUGGAAGAUGCAGGGGAAAAAGCAAAGCAUUCUACACUGGAAAUCUCUUCUCAAAAAAUGUUUCACAAUAUUAAUAUGACUGAGACAGAACUUCACUCAGGGAGUCUAUCACAAUGUGAUGACAAGGAGAAAUGCUUAAACACAAGUUGUAGUAUAACAAGCAGUAAAAAUGAUAAUGCGGGGUUUCCUGGUAUAUCUGGAUAUCAGCAUGAGCCAAGAGAAAAUGAGGGACACAGGACUUCAGAAGAGUGCUGUGUAGACUGUCCAGAGAGCCCCAUUUCUGAGAACAUGCCUACCCUUUCAGAAAGUCUGAACAAGCCUCUGUGGGAAAAUCCACAUUCUAAUAAAGAGCUUCUAAAUUACAAGAGCAACCCUGGUCUCAUGCAUAGCCCAGUAUCUUUUGCAGAUUUUUUGUUUGACAGCAAUGGAGACAAAUGUAAAAAUGAUGCUGUUCUCUCUGAAGAAACAAAAUACUUUGAAAGAGAAUCAACUGAUUUAAGCGUAUCUGUAACUUUUCCUGAUGUUUCUCAAAAAGGAGAUGAAAGGAAUAAUAAUUCUGCAGUAACAGAGGCCACAGAUGCUCGGAAUAAAAAACUCCCUGAGGAAGCUGUGGGAACAGAUCAAAAUGGGAAAAUAAUUCAAGGUUCUUUCCAGAAUUGCAAUGAUACUAAAGAAAACAAAAUGCACAAGUACUUAGAGCACUACAGUAACACUUCUAGUAUGACUGUACCAGAAUCAGGCAUGCUUGCUUUUCAAAGCCUAGGGAAGAUUGGCAGUAAAGAAUCAAAGUGUCUUCCAACCUGCUUUGCAGAAGAUGCUCCAACAGAUAAACUGUUUCAAAGCUCUAAAAAUUUCAGUGCUUUCAAUACUUGUUUACUUGAUGACUCAAAAUCUCUAAUAUUUAGUCAUCUUGAGGACUCACUUCAGGACACCAUUUUGACCGACCAAGUAUCCUCAGGUUCUGCAGAUGUGCAGUCUGUGAAAGAAGAUUUUCCCCAAACAUGUGCAAAAGUUAAUUACCCAUCCUUAACAGCAUUUUCAGAAUCUUCUUCAGCUGCAGAUACAGACCAUGGUGUAACUGGCACGUGUGGUAUUUCACAUACCAGUAUAUUAAAACAUCCUCCAUUUGCUGUUUUACAAAUGCAAGACACUCAGUCUGAUAAGUCUGUGGUAUUUGAUGAGCCAGUACAUGCUUCAGGAAGUAUUUUACUGUCUCUUGCAAAAGAAAACAGGCAUUAUCCAGUAUCAGACACAGACUCUACUUUGUAUGAAAGUUCCACUGUAGAUGUGGAACCUAUAUAUGGAAGUAAUUGUCAACAAUUUGACAAUGAUAACAAAGUUGAUCAGCAACACUGGGGUAAAGUUCUAGCACAGAAAGCUUGCACGGAACACAUGAAGAAAGUUUCGGAUGAUGCUGAUUCUCUGUCAUUAUCAUCAUUACCUCUUUGGGAUACUGGAAGGCCAAUUCUGGUUAAAGAGGGACAAAUGAGAAAAAUACUUAACAGAAAUGAGGAACAACUGCAUUCAAGUGCUGAGGCUGAACAAUCUGUAGUAAAGAAAAAGCAAAGAAAAUCAGUAAAUAGAGAAGCUGAAAAGCAAACUAGGGUAUCUUCAAAUUCUACAAGUGAAUUAAUAGACCCACAAGAUGUAACAGAUACAUAUUUUCCAGGAGAUGUUAACGUGGAUCCUGAACACAUGUGCGAUUCAUUUGGUCCAGCAAAGAGCAGAAGCAGUGAUCCCAGACAACUGUAUCACACUGUUUUAGGUUUUGAAAAAAGUCCUGCAGAUCUGCAAGGCAAUUGUCAUUACGUGCCUACAGGUGGUGCUAAUUCAGGUCAAACAAAUACAGAUGGUAGAAAACGGAUUUCACUUUGCAAAAAUAAUGCAGAUUCAAGUAUUGAUGCUGAUGCAGACAGUUGUUCAACAACAGGAGAUGAUACAAUGAAGAAUGAGACUCUGAAAUCAGAAAGACUCAAGUUUUCUUUAAUGAAUAAUGAAAUGAACCCCUUAAAAUUUUUAACAGAAGACCAUGAUUUGCCUACGCAAGAAUCCAAAUUGGUACAAUUCAGGAGCAAAAGGUCAUGGUCUACUACCCAGAAUACAAACAGCUGUAAACAAAGUGAACAGAGACCUUAUCUACAAAGUCAUAGACUAUCAGCCCCAGCUAUUGCUGUGUUCUCUGAUCUAGAUUAUACUUCUGAAGCUUCAUCUAAGGUAGAUCAUUUGUUAUAUUCUGCAUCUAAAUCGUUACAAGAUUUAAAUAUGAGUGUAGAGCCUCCAUCACCAACUGAAGAUGAUCUUCACGGAAUUGAAAGAUUUUCAAAGCAGGAAUCAAAGAACUUCCUGCAGGUUAAAUCUAAACCCAGAUUUCAGCAAAGAACGACACAGACUAAGAAGCUUGCAAACUGUGAUCUAAAAAAUGUACAUUAUGCAGCAAGAACCCAAAGCAGCCAGUCUUUAAAAGACAGUACUAUUCAUUCUCCAUCUUUACUGCACACAGCUUACAGCUCUGUGGGUGCAGAAGAAAAUACCCAUUCAAAGAGCAGUUCUGUAGCUCAGUGUAGUGAAGGGAGAGUUGAAGAAGCUGGAUACCAGCCGGGAACAGAUAAGUUUUCACACGAUGAUAAAGAUGCAAUGCAUUUUAAUUCAAGUGAUAUCAACCCAUAUAUUCAUCUGUGGCAACAAGAUGAAUUGUGCAAGAUUGGUUGGAAGCAGUAUGUUUUUGGAAGUGCAAGUGAUGUGUCUUGCAAUCAAAUGCCUUUAAACCUGGACAGUCGUAAAGUUACUAGAUGUUCCAGUGUGGACAAUGGAUUGAAUUCUCAGAAUUCGCCUUUUCAUUCUCAUCUCAGUUCAUAUGCUACUGCGAAAGUUUUGUCGAGCACUUUAAGCAGCAUUGAAGGUCUUCAAGGAUGGGAUGUCAGACAAGGCUUUGAAUCUGCUUACUCAAGUGACAGUACCAAGCAGUAUAGCAAUGUAUCCAUUGAAACACUGAAAACUAAUCCAGAAAAUAACACUGCUGAAUUUGAUAACCCUUCUGCGCAUCCUGGUAACUCUGCAAUGCAGGUUGAUGAAAUUGUGUUAUUAUAUCCUUCUGAGUCAGAAAGGUCUUCCAAAAAAUCACCAGGAAUUACAUGUGAGCAGGGAACACAAACAGUGGCUACAGCAAGGUAUAAAAGGCAGAGAAGACACCAGAGAAGCUACACAGACGUUUCUGCCAGAAAGCAGGAAACAAACAGAGAUUUACUUCAGCAACAUUCUUCUUGGACAAGUAUGCAGAACCUGUCCAUGCACCUGUCACAGCUUAUCCAGAACACUUCUGAGCUGUUGGGAAACCUCUCCCAACAAAAUAUUAUAGAUAAUGAACAAAAUGCCAAAAUAAGCCAAAGAAAAACUGAAGAAGGUGCAAAAGCUGCUAGAUCGGAUAGCUGCACUCAAACUACAGCAGAUAUAGGCACUCAAACUGAGAUUUUGGAAGAAAUGAGGAACAAAAGCAAACAUGAAGAAAAACAAGUGCAGGUAAAAAUGGAAAAUGAACUGAGGGCAGCUCGAGCAGUAAACUGUGAUUUGGAAGGAGUAGGUGCAGAUGUAGGUAAGGUUCCCAAAAGGAAGGAGGAAACUCUUGCUCUUGAAGAAAGAGCACAAGAACAAACAGAGAUGAGAAAUCUGGACAAUCCUGACUUCCAUGACAGUCUUGACAGCAUUUUAGAAGAUUCCUUUAUGCGUCUGCCUUUUUUACCCAGAGCCUCUACUCCGACCUUAGAUUUUCAAAAAACAUCAUUAAACACACAGCAGAAUGCUGCUUUUGCUAGUACCAGAGUUUCUUCUGUCACAUCAUCUUCACUGAGUUCAGGGAAAGAUGAUUCUUCAUGCACUGUUGUUAGCAGCCCUACUAAUAGCACCUUUCAAUCUCCGGCAUCUUAUACUCAGGAUAAAAGAAGUGUCAAUGAACCAGAGCUUCCAGUAGAAAGAAAACUUCGUUACAAAAAUACGCUGUUAGUGGAUAGGGCCUCCUCUCCUAUUCUUACUCUUAGUGCUAGCCCCAAAAGCCAGAAUGCUUUCAGUAAGCCUACCUGCUCUAUUAAGGAACCUUUUGGAUAUUCCGGUGACACUUUAAGUCCCCUUCACAGUCAGAGAAAGAAAAGGUCGGGUCCGCAGUCUGGCAUGGAACCUCACGUGGACAAUUUUUCACAGACUGAAACAGAUAGUGAAUCAAGCACUUUUAGAGACAGCAAGGGCAUAAGAAACACAUCUGGAGGUUUCUCAGAUAAGAAAGCACCCAAAAAGUUUUUAGGAAAGGAUGGUUCAGAAGAUGUGGAACACCAACAUAGAUACACUGUUGGUGCACACACUACAAUUUGUGCAAAACGACUAUAUCACUCCAGUAGUAUGUUAGAGGUCUCUGGCCAUACAGAGGUUUUAACAGGUGAUGUUAGAGACUGCAAUCCACUGGCACGUUCACUUCGUUGCACGUACGUCACAGGGGGAGGAAGAGGUUCUUUAGGUGGAAUUAGACAUGAAAAUUAUGUUGGUAAUUCUGAUUCUGCAUUGAUUCACAACUACUCACCUCCAAAAUCUGACUUACUUUUUCAUCAAAAAAGUAGCGCCACGUGUUUAAGUAAGGCAAGCAUUAACGAGUCCUCAGAACCUCUGGUAGAAGCAUCUUCUCUACAAUUUCGUGACUUCUGGAAAAAUGAAAGCAGCUGCCCUCUCCUCUCUGAUGUGAGCGAUGUGCAAACUUCCUUACAAGAUGACAACACAAGUUCUGUCACUGAAACUGAAUGUGACACCGAAAUUCCUGCGAACAAAAAUACUUUUGUAAAGCCUUAUAGGCCUCGGAGCUACAGUCUUCGUGACUUACCCAUACACAAUAAAUUCAGCAACUGGUGUGGUGUGAAGGGCAGUCCUCCUCCUUCGUUACUCAGCCUGAGUGGCAGUGCAACUGACUUACAAAGUCAGGCAGAAACUAAACCUGGAAGCAAACAAGCAAUGGAAAUAGAAGGGAAAUCCCAGCUUUGUGACAGCAGAAGCAGAGAGAUUGAGAGGCUUCAGAGAGAACGUGCUCAGAUUAUGUCUGGCAUACACCUGGAUCUGCAUCAGCAUCCCCUUAGUGUGGAACUGACCGAAGCAAAGCUGAAUUACGGCAUUGGGGAAACGGAUGCGCUGCUGAGGGUUCUGCAGAGUGGAACUGCAGAUGACCUGAUGGCCAUUCCAGUAAAGCAACAACUUUAUGAAAGACACAUGAGGACUAUUGAAACCCUGAGGAAGGAAAGAGAAAAAAGGCUGCAAAGAUACCACAGAAGCCGAAGUCUGAGUCCUCAAAAGCAUUUCAGUCUGUUGCAAACACUGGAUGCUAGUCACAGGGAUCUAGAGCUCCCUAGCAGACGCCGAGAAUAUCUGCAGCAGCUGAGAAGAGAUGUGGUGGAAAAUACAAGAGUUCAAGAACCAAAAAGAAGAAGCAUUCAGCACCCUUCAGAGAUUGAACUGAUGCUCAGAGACUAUCAGAGGGCACGAGAGGAAACCAAAACUGAGAUUGCACGAGCUAGGGACAAACUUCGGGAGAGAGCUGAGCAAGAAAAAAGACGUAUAAGGGAGCAAAUAUUUUCUCAGUUACAGAAGGAAGAAGCAAGGCUGAAGACUCUCGCAAGUACAAGCACUUUAUGUACAGAAUCCAGCCUCAGCCUCUCCUCUGGCCCAACGUCUGGUUACAACAGUAGCAAUACUGCUGCGUAUGCUGCCAGUAAACUCAGCAGCUGGGAUGGACAGGUUUCUUCUGGAAAUGCAUUGCUUUCAAGAGAUGCACGAGGUCGUUCAGCUGUUAGAAACAGUCAACUUUAUAUGUUAGAGCAACUACAGAAGGAUUCAACGUUGGAAGCCAGCAGAAUUCAGCCACCCCUUCCUUCUAGUAGCAUCAGCUGUAGGUUCACCCAUGGAUUAACUAUUUCAGUCAGCUCCUCUUCAACAAAAGGAUACCAAGAUUUAGCCAAACAUAUCUUGGCCAAUGCUACCACUGAGGUGAUGGCAGCAUGCUCUCAGAACCUGAGGAAUCUCUACACGUGCCAAGCAGCAGGUGGUUGGAAAUACCAGUGUACAGAAAAAGAGGUGCUGGUUUACUACAAAGUCUUCCCUUCGGCAACAAAGCAUGGAUUCUUAGGAGCAGGAGUGAUAGAAAGACCUCUCCCGUCUGUGUGGGGACUAGUGAGAGAUCCUGGCAAAAGGCAUCUGUAUGACAGAACCAUCAACACAGCUCGAAUACACAAGAAGGUAACCAGCCACAUCCAGCUGGUAUAUUUAGUGACCGAUACCUCACUGUGUUACCUAAAGCAACCCCGGGACUUCUGCUGCAUCACUGUAGAAGCCAAAGAGGAGAACUUGUCUGUCUUGGCUAUUCAGUCUGUCUACGACGCUUCAAUGCCUCACCCUUGUAAAGACGUGGUGAGAGGGGAAAUUCUGCCAAGUGCCUGGAUACUGGAACCCGAUGUAGUGAAUGGAAGAGAGAUCACCAGAGUUAUUUAUAUGGCACAGGUGGAUCUUGGUGCUCCAGCUAUCCCAGCAAGGCUCCUGAGUUCCAUUGCAAAGCGCCAGCCUCUGGUCAUUGCUCGACUAGCACACUUUCUUGCUAGUUAGCAUUUAGAAGAAACCAGAAUAUUUAAGAGCAUGUGAAAGAUCAUCAAGAGACGCAAGCAUCCGUAAGGGUAAUGUAAAAUACUGGCUCAUAAGACAGGCACAGUCAAACCUUACUUGAGGAGUCUUGUUGGUAACUUUGGACUAUACAAAGGUACAGUUU
Messenger RNA from Cygnus olor (mute swan), 16111 nucleotides. It is a transcript of the gene STARD9, whose product is annotated as StAR related lipid transfer domain containing 9. NCBI's taxonomy places the organism in Eukaryota, Metazoa, Chordata, Aves, Anseriformes, Anatidae. The record is from RefSeq and is a predicted model, not a curated record. Gene Ontology annotation, biological process: microtubule-based movement. Bases 3676 to 15951 code for a protein of 4091 amino acids. The transcript is spliced from 14 exons. Gene Ontology annotation, molecular function: lipid binding; microtubule motor activity; microtubule binding.